CAAACUCAAAGGAGAAGCUCGUUGACGCCCUCAGGGUCCCUACUCGUCAACUCGGCUGUGUCAAGAUUCGGCCGCCGCGGGCCGACCCACACAAAGUUACGCCCUGGCCCUGUUAUUCAGGCACGAGGAUGUGAUGGAACUGCAUGCAGACGGUGAUCGUUGCCAUGAUUGAAAGGUGUCAUGAGCGACAAAAGAAGCAAAAUGUUACAGAGCCAAUAUUGCGCCACGAGAGCCACAGAAAAGCCAUUAGAGGGCGACGAAAAGUGGAGACUGAAAGUGCUUCUUUACCUGGGCUCCCGAAAAACAUAAAUUCAGCCAUGUCGCCGACCCUUUGUUGGAUUUCUACGGUCGGAUUCGAAUCUCAAAUCAAGAGGAAAGCCUCGUUACGCCUUCGUUGAAUUGUCCCCCUUUUUCUUCAUUGUCAUCGACCUUCUCAUCAUGAAGUUUUCCGCUUCCUGUGUAGCUGCAGUCGCCGCUGCAUUGCUGUCGACUACUCGAGCUGCACCAUUAGAAGAGCGCGCAUCGACUGUACAGGGCUUUGACAUUUCGAGCUACCAAGGUACUGUUAACUUCGCUGGUGCCUACGAUAGUGGAGCUCGUUUUGUUAUCAUCAAGGCUACCGAAGGGACUACUUAUAUCGAUUCCGAGUUCUCCAGCCACUAUACUGGCGCCACUAAUGCGGGUUUCAUUCGAGGUGGCUACCACUUCGCCCACCCCGAUUCUAGCUCUGGAGCCACCCAAGCCGACUUUUUCCUGGCUCACGGCGGUGGAUGGUCUGACGAUGGCAUCACACUUCCCGGAAUGCUGGACAUUGAGUACAACCCUUCAGGCGCAACUUGCUAUGGUUUGAGCCAGUCGUCCAUGGUCAGCUGGAUCCAGGACUUUGUCAACACCUAUCAUAGCAAAACGAGCCGUUACCCCUUGAUUUACUCUACAGACGACUGGUGGUCUACCUGCACUGGUAACUCCGCUGCUUUCCACACCACCAGCCCGCUCGUCCUGGCUCGCUAUGCCAGCUCCCCUGGCACCAUCCCUGGCAGCUGGCCUUACCAGACUAUUUGGCAGAACGCCGAUAGUUACACCUAUGGUGGCGACUCUGAUCUCUUUAAUGGUGAUUUGACAAGCCUUAAGAAGCUUGCUACUGGUUAACUUAAAACAAUAGCAAGUUUGAUUAAAUAAUACAAAUAUAAUUAUAUUUAAUUACUUGAUUUGUUUAUAUAUCAUACCAAGUAAACAGGCAUUCAGCCUUUAGCAUAGACAAAUCAAGUAAGACCUUCGUUGGAAGAAGUACAUUUGCAUCAGGAAAACCACCCGAUUUCCUUCUCUGAUCUAAAGCUCAUCGUAAGCGCUGGAUGGAUAAAUUCUACAUCGAUCAAUCUCGCUAGUCUCAAUAUCUUGGCCUGAGAAAGAAAAUCUAUAUCUUGGUGGCUGCUACACAUCUCUCAUGUACCUGUCAAUAACUUU
This is a messenger RNA of Xylona heveae TC161, 1464 nucleotides long. RefSeq names its product glycoside hydrolase family 25 protein. NCBI's taxonomy places the organism in Eukaryota, Fungi, Ascomycota, Xylonomycetes, Xylonales, Xylonaceae. The transcript has 2 exons. The coding region runs from base 439 to 1149 and encodes 236 amino acids. Gene Ontology annotation, molecular function: lysozyme activity. Gene Ontology annotation, biological process: carbohydrate catabolic process; cell wall macromolecule catabolic process; peptidoglycan catabolic process. The record is from RefSeq and is a predicted model, not a curated record.